Meloidogyne enterolobii is the source of this 216-nucleotide messenger RNA. NCBI's taxonomy places the organism in Eukaryota, Metazoa, Nematoda, Chromadorea, Rhabditida, Meloidogynidae. The record is from the annotation of a GenBank genome assembly.
AUGCCAUCCAAAUUAAUUUGUCUUGGCUUUAUUUUUUCUUUUAUAUCCCUCUUUUGCCCAAUAAACUGUGAAAAUUCAAAAAAUCAAAAACUUGGGGAAUAUAUAGUUAGCAUAACAUUUUUGGACGAAAUCAUGUCAGGAAGAUGUGAGCUCAAUAUGGAACUCAAUAAUGAAUACUCUGGUAGGCGCUUCACUCACCACAUACAGGAGCUCUAA